GUAUGCAUGGGUCGUAGCCGUAAUUCUCCAUGUAAUUUGCUUGCAAGUAUCAUAGUAACUACACUCAGUACGAUUUGCGUAUUAGGAUAUCACAUUGUAACACUAAUUUCAAUUCGAAUACAGUAUACAGUAUACUCUCUGCCCUUACGGCUCUAACAGUUAUAAAGGUUUAUUUCAUUCGUUUUAUUUUUGGGUAUAUUGACACACUCACACAUACAUGUACAUAUGAAAUCUUUUAUCUUUAUUGUUUUUCUUUUUCUGUAUUCUGUAGUUCACGACAAGGUCGUUUCUCAUUAUGUGUCAUAUGGUCUUGUAUGAAUGAAGAGGACCUACUCAUAAAGUCAUUUACUGGAUGGUUUUUAUAGACAGCAGGUUAGUUGUAAUGGAACCUGAAAUGAAAACCAAUUGCUAGUGAACAAGGGCGAAAUGCGGCUACCGAGCUUUUCUUGUAUCACUUGGGCCCACUCAAUUUCUCGUCUAUGAUCAUUGCCUUAUAUAUAAACGAACCACAAGUUAAGCUUGCACUGUCGCCUAGACCCAUCCAGUCAGAAUUGUGCAUUGUUUUCUAAUCUUCACAAGCGCUCGCCUUCAAUCGAGCUCAUGAUCGCUUGACGAAUCUUGUCCGGGUAUAAUUCCCGGCAGUCUGUAACGGCACCCUGCAAACGUUUCUCUGCAACGGUCCUCUGCUGCCGUUACACUCACUCAAAAUAGUAUUUAAUAGGAGCGACAGACGGACACAUCUUUACCUUUUUUUGUUUUUUUUUUUUGUUUUUUUUCCUGUAAAUCCGUAGCUGUAGUAUGGACGCCUACUCGGUAGAGCUGUAUAAGCGUUUCAAGAUUGCACCUCUUGUCGAAGCAUCUUCGAACAAGUGCUCCUUCAUUCGUCGGCUCGCGCAAGGAAAGCUCCCCGUAGAAAAUUUUGACAAAUGGCUUUUUGACGACCGGCUGUUUGUGCAUGCUGGAGCUUACCACUGUGCCAAGAUUUACGUGCGGGCAAAGCAAGACCCUGAGAUUAACCAGGGUGCCUUGACCGUGCUUCACACCUGUUACAUGGCUCUGAUCCCGGAGCUGAAGCGGUUUGAUAAUAUGUGCAAACAGCACGGCGUGAAAAUGCCCAAACUGCCUCCUAUAGAGCCUACACCCGAGGCAAUGGCACAAACGGAUCCCACUCAGUACUACAAACUCUCCUCGCCCAAGUGUCGUCGGUACGUUCAGUUCAUCACCAAGGAAGUGUUUGAUAUUCCCAAUCUCAGAACGGCCGACUUGCUGUAUAUGGUUUGGCUUGGAGAAGCCAUCUACCAUCGUUCCUUUGCUACAGCAGCUGCAUCACCGAUUUUCCAGAAGACAUACAACAAGGAGCUCGAAUUUGUCAACUACUGGGGAGGCCGUCCCUUCUACAAGUAUGUCGAGGAAUUGGCGUACCGAUGCCAGGAACUGCCCAGCACGGAGCUUACUCACAGCCUGAUGAUUAAAGUGUGCGAGUUUGAAGGUCUGUUUUGGUCUUCUGCUGAGGACGACUGAGGAAAUGAAAUAUAAUGAAUGUUUUUAUUAAAUAUGAAAAGAGGGGAGACGUGAAGGAUGG
Messenger RNA from Schizosaccharomyces japonicus yFS275, 1582 nucleotides. Its product is annotated as TENA/THI domain-containing protein. The coding region runs from base 799 to 1521 and encodes 240 amino acids. The record is from RefSeq and is a predicted model, not a curated record. The transcript has a single exon. Lineage: Eukaryota; Fungi; Ascomycota; Schizosaccharomycetes; Schizosaccharomycetales; Schizosaccharomycetaceae.